Messenger RNA from Penicillium mononematosum, 1191 nucleotides. Its product is annotated as bZIP transcription factor. Gene Ontology annotation, biological process: regulation of DNA-templated transcription. The coding region runs from base 1 to 1191 and encodes 396 amino acids. Lineage: Eukaryota; Fungi; Ascomycota; Eurotiomycetes; Eurotiales; Aspergillaceae. Gene Ontology annotation, molecular function: DNA-binding transcription factor activity. The record is from RefSeq and is a predicted model, not a curated record. The transcript has 3 exons.
AUGGGCGAAGAAACGACUAAACCGAGUGGUCGCAAACGAGGUCGUCCUCGAACUGUGACCGAUGAUCAAGAAGUGCCAGAGAGGCGUCGCAAACAACUCCGGCUUGCGCAGCAGGCGUAUCGGAAAAGGAAGGAGACCACGAUCGGUAACCUACAGAACCGCGUACACGAAUUAGAAACCGGCAUCGAGAAUAUCAGCCACUCUUUCCUCUCCUUCAGUAGUCUUCUUAUAGAAGAGCAACUCCUUUCACAAUACCCGCAUAUCGCAUCGGCUCUUCAAAACAUAACUCAGCAAUGCGUGUCGCUUGCGAAGGCUGGGAGUGAGGAUCCGAGCGAGGGAGCCCUCCCCGUCGUUCGGGCCGCAAAAGAGUCUCAAACCACAAAUAAUAAUAUAGCUCCAACUCGAGUUCUGGAUGGUGCACACUCAGAAGAUCCAACAGAUGCCGAGGAUAUAAUACGAUCAGCUGCUACGGGCUGGCCCGGCCCUCCUACUCCACCAUAUCAAGGUCAAUCCAUAUCACCGUUCGACCUCGUCAUGUCGUCAUCUACUGUUCAAUUUCCUCAUAUUACCCCGCCAUUAUCGAACUCUUCGACACUAGAUCCACACUCUAGUAAUAUAAUGCCUGCCAGGCAGUGGAAUAUCGCACAACGCAUAGUCCGGACUUGCUCUGAGCUGGGAUAUCACCUUCUCAUCGACAAACCAAACAGUUCCAUGGUCCAGCAUAUCUUUGGGUCCGCUCUGAGCCUGCAACAACGCAAUCGUCUGAUCUCAGCCUUUUACGCUGUCAUGCAGGAGGACACCGGUGUCUUGACAGACCCCAAGGCUAAUGUACUUCAUGCCCUGCUGUCUGGGCACAAUAUGAACACAUGCUCGGAUGAACAACUCCAGGUCUCAUCUAGAACAUGGCAGAUUGCGCUCGAAUCGGCUUCUGGUGAGUGGAUGGAUGCCAUCGGAGUUCAAAGAUACCUGCGCGACAAGAGAGCGAUCUUUGAGAACUUUCCCGAUUCCCCUGGCCCUCAUGGUUAUUCAGUCUCGCCUUCACUUGAUAUAACAGCCUUCAUCAAAUCCCUCUCAAAGGAAGCCAUAUGCGUUGGGAAUGGACCGGCAUUUCGACGGCAGAGCGUUGACAAAGCUCUUCGGCUGGCCACGAUCAGUGGGCCGUGGGAUUUCGAUAAUCUUUGUAAUUUAUAA